UGUGAGUGGCCAAAAGAGCUGUCAAUCCGGAGGGGAACCCUUGGUUCCUUCCUUCAGCCUCUCAGCUACUGCGCUUUGUGAGGGCGGUAUUAAUGUUAAUGAAGGAAAGCCGGAGCUGAAGCAGAAAGACUGAGAAACAGAGAGAGAGAGUGGGAGAAGAGAAAAGGAAGAAAAAGUUAUUUGCCCUGACGUCAAAUGUAAACAAGAUGGCGAUCCGGGGAGAGUGGAGAAGAGGAGGAGAGAGAGGGGAGAGAGUGGGAGUGCCACACAUACUUGAAAUGUGCUCUUGCACUCAAGGAGUUGACUUGCUGAGAAGCCAGCCCUGACAACGCGUUCAUUUCUUACCGUCAACUUUACCCCCCCCCCCCGUGUGUUUUCUAUGAUAUAUUUAAAAAGGAAAAGAUGCACAGAAAAAGUCAAACAAAAUGCGUGAAUCUCUUCAAGAAACGGAAAAGGAACCGCCUGCAGUGAAACCCAAGAACUUCCUUCAGGUUGUGACAACUUGGAAGAAAAGGAGCCAGACUUAAGUUGAGUUGGUAUCCCUGGGCAGAGGAAAGACCCUUUCUUUUUACAAGGGAAUAUGAAUUUUCUCUCCUUACUUAAAAGAAUUUAAAAUGGACAUUUAAACAAAGACUCCGCAGUUUGCUAUGGUGGAGUAGAUUACUGGCCAUCCAGUAUAUGUAUGUGUGUGUGUGUGUGUAUGUGUGAGAGAGGACAGGUGGGAGACCCCUCUCCUGCGGGGAUAUGGCUGUAAGGUCUCGCAGACCGUGGAUGAGCGUGGUGCUGGGACUGGUGCUGGGAUUCACCGCCGCUUCGUGGCUUAUCGUGCCCAGGGUGGUGGAGAUCAACGGCAAGAACAAAAGGAUCUCCAACAUCUGCCAUUCGUUGCUGAGCAGAGCCGGGAUCGCGAGGGAGGCAGCGGCGGGCGCCAGCAACGGCAACAGCAAUAGCAGGAGCUUGGGUUGGCACAAGGACACGGUGCUGCUCAGCAAACUGCGGCAGCGGGAGGAGGCUGAAGAGGAGGGGGAGGACGAGGAGGAGGAGGCGGAGGGAAGGCAAGGGGCGAGCGACAAGCAUUUCCUCUACGUUGGGGUGAUGACAGCUAAAAAGUACCUGGACUCACGGGCGGUGGCCGCCUAUCGCACCUGGGUGCCAUCCAUCCCGGGCAAGGUGGAGUUCUUUUCCAGCGAGGGCUCCGACCAGUUGCCCCUGCCCGUGCCCAUCCCGCUGGUGUCGCUGGCCGGGGUGGACGACUCGUAUCCGCCGCAGAAGAAAUCCUUUAUGAUGCUCAAGUAUAUGCACGAUCUUUACCUGGAGCGUUACGAGUGGUUCAUGCGCGCCGACGACGACGUUUACAUUAAGGGCAGCCGGCUGGAGGAGCUUCUGCGCUCGCUGAACAGCAGCCAGCCGCUCUACCUGGGGCAAACUGGCCUGGGCACUAGCCAGGAACUGGGCAAACUGGCCCUCGAGCCCGGCGAGAACUUCUGCAUGGGCGGUCCCGGCAUGAUCUUUAGCCGGGAGGUGCUGCGGCGUAUGGUGCCGCACCUGGGCGAGUGCUUGCGCCAGAUGUACACCAGCCACGAGGACGUGGAGAUCGGCAGGUGCGUGCGGAGGUUCGGCGGCACCCAGUGCGUCUGGUCGUAUGAGAUGGCAGAAUUCCACCCUGGCCACAUCUGUCUGGAGAAGGUAAACCAGAUGCAGCAGCUGUUCUAUGAAAAUUACGAGCACAACAAAAAGGGAUACAUUCAGGAUUUGCACAACAGCAAGAUUCAUAACGCUAUAACACUCCAUCCCAACAAACGGCCCUCCUAUCAGUACAGACUGCAUAAUUAUUUGCUAACCCGUAAAGUUUCAGAACUACGCCAUCGGACCAUCCUGUUGCAUCGAGAAAGUGCUUCUAUGAGCAAGCUCAGCAAUACUGAGGUGCGCAAGGAGGAUCAACAACUUGGAAUGAUGCCUUCUUUUAUGCGUUUCCAGCCACAGGAUAGGAACGAGGUCCUUGAGUGGGAAUUUCUUACUGGGAAACACCUUUAUAGCAUGGUAGAAACACAAAUCCCUCGGCAGGGCAUCAACAGCAUGCUGCGUGCAGCACUGGACGACACCAUAUUGCAAAUUAUGGAAAUGAUCAACUGGAACUCCAAGACCCGGGGACGUGUAAUUGAGUUUAAAGAAAUUCAGUAUGGUUACCGCAGAGUUAAUCCCAUGCAUGGAGCAGAGUACAUCAUGGAUCUGUUGCUACUUUAUAAGAAACACAAAGGAAGAAAGGUGACUGUUCCUGUGAGACGCCAUGCUUACAUUCAACAAUCUUUCAGUAAACCAUUCAUGAAGGAGGCAGAAGAACUUAAUGCUAGAGAGCUUGCGGCAAGUAUAAACAAUGAUGCCCAGUCAUUCUCCUUCCUCUCAAACUCGCUGAAGAUCUUUUCACCAUUCCAAUUCACAGAGAGCACCAAAGAGCUUAGGCAACGUAAUGAACAGAAAGUUCACAUCCUAGUCCCUCUCACUGGAAGGUACGAUAUAUUUGUGCGGUUCAUGGAGAACUUCGAGAAAACUUGCCUUAUUCAAAAGCAGAAUGUAAAAUUAUCCAUAUUGUUAUUCAAUUCCGAUUCAGUCCCAAAUGAAGGCAAUCACAUGGAGUUAAUGAGAGAGCUUAACCUGAAGUAUCCUAAAGCAGACAUGACAAUUCUCCCAAUGAGGGGAGAAUUCUCCAGAGGCUUGGCACUAGAAAUGGGUUCUUCUUCAUUUCAUAAUGACAGUUUGUUGCUCUUCUGUGACGUUGACUUAAUUUUUACGCCAGACUUUCUGCAAAGAUGUAGGGACAAUACAAUUCAGGGAGAACAAGUUUAUUUUCCUGUAAUCUUUAGUCAGUAUGACCCAAAAAUAGUUUAUGGUAGUAACCCUGUAAACGAUAACAACUUUGUUUUCACAAAGAAGACCGGUUUCUGGAGGGAUUAUGGCUUUGGAAUUGUUUGCAUAUACAAGAGCGAUUUAUUGCAAGUUGGUGGAUUUGAUAUCUCCAUUCAGGGAUGGGGCCUGGAAGAUGUUGAUCUUUUCACUAAAGUGAUCUCUUCCGGCUUGAAUGCCUUUAGAAGCCAAGAAAUUGGGGUUGUCCAUGUUUACCACCCUGUUCACUGUGAUCCCAAUAUAGAUCCUAAGCAAUACAAGAUGUGUCUAGGGUCCAAAGCAAGUACAUUUGGAUCAACAAUGCAGCUGGCUGAACUCUGGCUUGAAAAGCAUUUAAAUGGUGGAUACAAUAGAACUAUAUCCUGACACUCAAGCUCCUUAUCUCACUCUUCAAAGGAUUUUACCUCAGAUUUUUACAUUAUUAUGCUUUUGGUUCUCCAGUCACCUCUUCCAAAGAAGAUUUUCAAAGUAUUAAGACAAGGUGAAUAACAUUCAUGAAUAUUUUAAUGUCCUAUGGAAAGUGCUUUGAAAAUGGGUUAUUUUGAUCUUUGCUUAAAGCUGGGGAGAUACAAAACACCUGAGAGUUCUGUCAGUUGCAUUCCUCAUGCAGGCUUUGUCAAAGUGCUUCUUGUGUCAGAACCUGAACUCCAAAAUCAAAACUGAUAUGUUGGAAAUAAU
Molecule: messenger RNA, 3579 nt
Organism: Hypanus sabinus (Atlantic stingray)
Lineage: Eukaryota; Metazoa; Chordata; Chondrichthyes; Myliobatiformes; Dasyatidae
Product: chondroitin sulfate synthase 3-like
Exons: 3
Coding region: 745-3267 (840 amino acids)
Cellular component (GO): Golgi cisterna membrane
Molecular function (GO): glucuronosyl-N-acetylgalactosaminyl-proteoglycan 4-beta-N-acetylgalactosaminyltransferase activity
Source: RefSeq, a predicted model, not a curated record